UGUCUGUGCUAUGGAUGUAGGAUUCAGAUAACAGUAUCACUAUCUCGAAGUACAAAUACUGAGUUGCCGGAACAGAAUAUCUUUCCUCUUUAUGUUCUGUUGGCUACACCUACCAGUAAUAUUUCGCUUGAAGGGCAUUCUACGAUAUAUCGAUUCAGUCGGGCUUGUUUGCUUACAGCUUUUAGUGAAUUUGGUAAUAAAGGUCGUACCAAAGCUACAUUCAUAAUUCCAGACAUCAAGAAUAUAUCAACCUCUCGAGCUUGCAACCUUGACAUUAUCCUUAUCAGCUAUGUUUCGGAAGGGCAAGUUGGGGAAAAUCUUGGUGAAAAUAAUUGCUCUGUGGACCAUGUGGAAGGCUCUGCUCUCCAAAAGCUUGAAGCGAAAUGUUUCUGGGGUAAAAUACCAAUUGAUCUACUUGGUUCGUCUUCGGAGAACCGUGUAACUUUAAAUUUGGGACAUACAGUGGAGUUGGCUUCUAUAGUUAGUAUGAGCCCAAGUUUCUUAGAGUCAAAAUUUAUGGAGCAGGACAGUUGCUUGACAUUUUGCUCUCAUAAGGUUGAUGCUACAGGUUCAUAUCAACUCCAAGUAGGCAUAUCUGCUCAAGAAGCUGGUGCAAAAGACAUGUUUGAAUCUCCAUAUAGUAGUUACUCAUACAGUGGUGUCCCAGCUUCAUCAUUACCACAUAUCGUAAGGUUGAGAGCUGGUAAUGUGCUUUUCAACUUCAAGUACUACAACAAUACUAUGCAAAAGACUGAAGGUUAUCCCUUACACACACAUUUGGGUUCAUGUAUUUUUUAGUUCCACACUUCCAC
This is a messenger RNA of Triticum aestivum (bread wheat), 812 nucleotides long. Its product is annotated as polycomb group protein EMF2B. The transcript has 7 exons. The record is from RefSeq and is a predicted model, not a curated record. The annotation marks the transcript as partial. Gene Ontology annotation, cellular component: nucleus. Lineage: Eukaryota; Viridiplantae; Streptophyta; Magnoliopsida; Poales; Poaceae. Gene Ontology annotation, molecular function: chromatin DNA binding.